CUGAUAGUUGGCCCCGGUUGAAGUCCGGGUAGUGACAUGCAGCGCCUGGCGCACCCCCUAUGACUCUUCGACGCGUGCUACUCUCUGUUGCAUCAACAACAUCCCAUCUCUCUCACAAUAACAUUCAUCUACACUCAUUAAAAGCAUUGCAAAUUCGUCCGUUUUCUUUUCAAUUUACAAACUAGACAGCACACCCCCAAUAUGGCUUCUGAUCAAGGGCAGCAGUGCCUUCGUAUGGCAUCAUCCUCUUCUCUCUCUACGUCCGCUGGACUGUCCUCAUUUGUUUCAAGCCCCAUGGCCGGGGCCACCAGGUUGUAGAGCCUACGAGUUUCGUGCUUCUGAGAGAUAGUAGUUUUCUCGGAAGUUUGGGAUAUAUUCUCUAUUCCUAGCCUUGUCGGCAAUUGGUCCAGUGACCAAAGUUUGCUCUUAUAGCACCCUUUUAUUCUGAAAUACAAUCACAAAAAAAUACACACAACACUAUUCACUUCAAACCAUACAGUCAUACUAUUCUUCUUUCGAUACACACACAGCAUACAGCAUAUCAUAGACAUACAUGAUGGAGUCAAAAACAGCAUACAUGGAGAGCCUCCCCGUGGAGAUUCUGCUGGAGAUUUAUUCUCAUUUAGAUGUGUCUACCAUUUUCAAUGUCUCGGCGACAAGCAAGACGAUGCGGCACUUGUUCCAAGAACGGCGCGUGGAGAUUCUGAUCCCGAUUUUGUCCCGGGAAUUUAGCCCGUUUGACGAAUUGCUUCAGGUUUAUACGGCCAAAUCGGUCGAUAUUGUGGGAUCUGCCACGUACCACCCGCGCCGCAUUGUCUUUCAACGGUCGGCGAUGGACAAGGGCGUCCAUAUUGCAUCUGAAGUCCCAGCCAAGGCAUCCUACAGGGGAUCCGGCAUGCAGCCUGCUGCAUCGUCAGCUUCGCAGCCGACCAUCCUCACUGAGGAUGACAUGGACAAGGUUCUCAAGAUGUGUCGUCUCGUUCGGCAGUGGGAGCAAAUCUUUCCCCAGAUGCGGUGGUUCCAAGAGCCUGAGAACUGCAGGACGUUGCGUCCUCAUGAGAUGGCACGGUUUAGACGGGCGUUUUAUAGAUGGUGGCUUUAUGGCGUCUAUUUUCAUGGCGAGCUGCCACGCCCUCGCAUUGGGCUGCCUGAGCCAUUGGUGGAGGAUAUUCGAACGAGCCAGCUGCGAUACUACUCGACCUCGGAGUUAUUGGAGCUGAUGGAUCUCUUGGAGGCGAUCAAGGAUCUCAUUUGCCACUACAUUUGCCCACGUCUCGACCCUUCUUCUUACGAUCUUGAAAAUCCAGAUGAUGGCGAAGAGCUUCCUGGCCCUUGCCCGUGGGACCGCAUCAUCUCGACCUAUGCCAAGCUUGGACCCGAGGAGCUGAUGCACUACUUUGACAACAUCUACAGCUAUCCUCGUAAGCGGCUGAUUACAGAGAUUCGCCUACAGCGUCCUGGGUUCACAUUUGACCAGGAGUCUAUUCAGCUGGCCGUUCAAUGCGUGCUAACUGAGAGACGUCUCUGGGACCCUGCGCCAAGCUUUGCUGAGAACAGCUCUGGCGGCAUCCUCGACUUUGACGACGAGCGAGACUUGGAGCGCGCUGUGUUUGGAUCGGAUGCAAGCAGGGACGGCAACCUUCCUGCUGGCCUCAAGGCUAUCCAUUCGCAGUCUCGGUUUUCUCCUCGCGGCGACGACGGGUCUUAUCUGGAGGAAAUUCAUGCGAGGAAGAUGCUUCGUAAUAUGGGACGGACUGCCAUUGUGCAUGCCUGAGUGCUAGGUGGAAGGGUUUUGUUUUGUUUAUUUGUUUAUUUGAAUUUCAGUAGACUAUUGUCAAAGUAGCCAUGCGUCUUGAUCAUUAGGAUCAUGUCAGUUAAAUUUUAUUUGCAUUUUCUUUUAAAACACAUCUCCG
Molecule: messenger RNA, 1913 nt
Organism: [Torrubiella] hemipterigena
Lineage: Eukaryota; Fungi; Ascomycota; Sordariomycetes; Hypocreales; Clavicipitaceae
Source: the annotation of a GenBank genome assembly